AUGCCAAGAAAUACUGAUGGAAUGGAGUCAUCGCAUUUAAGUCGCUGCCUUGCUCGAGUUCGACAGAAGCCUAGGGCUCGUCAACAUAUGGCCCAUCUUGUUUCCCCUGAGGAUGAUGCAUUCAAUUCAACAGAAUUUUACGCCAGAAAAUUAAAUUCACAAAAAUCUGAAAUAAAGUGUUCUACCGAAGUAGAACUCAGAGAUCCAGAAUUAGCAGGGAAAAAGAUACCAUCUAAAUCACUUGUAGAAUUUCAAGUUAAUGGGGCUAACCGUUUGACAGGCUGGCAGAAUCUGACAGAAUGCGAAUGCUACUUAGAGAGAGAAAUACAAGGAAGAAAUGUAUUCAAGUUCAAAACCAAAAACCAAAAAGUAGGGAUUCUGGAAGCAACUUCUUUCCGGAGAAGUGUACUAAGUGUGGUUACCCGCCUGCGAGAACGGCGUAGACAUCCCCGUUAUCGCGUAUCUGGUCCAGAGAAAAUUGUGAUCAGCCCGCCUAAUAUAGAAAUAAAGAAAGAAGUGAAAUCUGUACAGCUAGAAAGUGAGCAAACAGCGAGAACAGAGUUUGACAGAGCAAUCGAGAUUUAUGAGCUAGAAAAGUACAGAACUAUUCCCAGGAUUCAUAUUGAAUUGGAGCAAGAAACAGGAGUGACAAAAGCGAACUUCUCUAUGAAAUAUGGGUAA
This is a messenger RNA of Protopolystoma xenopodis, 681 nucleotides long. NCBI's taxonomy places the organism in Eukaryota, Metazoa, Platyhelminthes, Monogenea, Polystomatidea, Polystomatidae. The record is from the annotation of a GenBank genome assembly.